Molecule: messenger RNA, 3529 nt
Organism: Procambarus clarkii (red swamp crayfish)
Lineage: Eukaryota; Metazoa; Arthropoda; Malacostraca; Decapoda; Cambaridae
Source: RefSeq, a predicted model, not a curated record
GAGGCCCAGCGGUCCUCCGAAGGCCCCCACGCCCGUCGUCGCCUUUAAAUCAACACAACAAUCCUCCCAAGGCUCAGGUGGACCUUUCUUACCCUUCAUGCAAACUGCACCUACUAUCAAGAAGAAGAAGGACCUGUGUUUUCUCCGCUUAAGACGUUUGAGUGAUGAUUUUCAAGUGAAGUAGUUUGCAGAGAUGUGAGUUUAUGGAGAGACGGCCAAUGUCGCCUCUUCUUCUUGAUAGGUCUUCACAUGAACUUGAAGAACAAUUUGCUGAUAUAACAUCUGAAUGAAUAAAGAGACACUCUGUAUGUGUUAGACAAUAAAAUCUUUAUUGAUAUUGAAAAAAAUUGAAAUGCAGUACUACUGUAGUUAUAUGUUAUAGUAUCUUGAUAAGCAAACAUUUUAUAUUGCUAUGGGACUUAAUAACCUGGAGCUACUGUACACUUCAAGAAUUCUUGCAAAUAAUGAAGAAAAAUUAGCAGUUUGUCUUUCAUUUAUGUAUUUGACUCCUGAUGGAGGAAAUUCAGUAUAAUCUGUUUGACAAAUUACUUCAUUAAUACUUGAAAUAGUUUGGACCCAAAAAAAUCAUUUCCUUGUGAUGUUGGUGCAUAAUUUACUUUUGAUGAGCAGGAAUUACCAAGAAUGGAUCACCAAACUCAGUUUAACUUAUCACAUAUACUUGGCCAAGCAGUGGAUGUUGCAAAUUAUAACACCUUUCAACAUCAGCUACAUGGAUAUAGUAAUAUAAGCACUGUUGGUAACAUAGCAAGUUUUGGAGGGACCACCAUAGCACCCAUAGCACACACCGUAACAGUACAAGAUGUCGCCACACCAGCAGGACACAUUGCUGGAACCUCAGGAAUGGUUACAAUGGGUUAUACUCACCAUCCCCAGUCAGCACCAGUGCAGUCAUAUCAUGCCGUGUUUAACAACAUGACAGUUACUCACAUUGCGCCACAGAUGCCACCCCAACAGGUUCAAUAUUUUUCCUAUGAAGCCCCAAGUAUGAAUGUGCGAGCACAGUCCUUACACACCCAUCACCCACAAGCAGCACCUUCACAGCCCAUAAAUCCACAGGCUCAUAUAAAAUAUGGUAACUCUUCUAUUUCCCUUCAGGCAGUGAGCUCAUCAUUACCUCUCAAUUGUACUUUUUCUGUACCAAGAGAACAAACAGGACAGUCAAUUGUAAUAAAAUAUGCAGAAGGAAAUACUGAAGAUAGAGGUAAAAAGAAGAAAGCCAAGAAAGAGGGCAUCAGUGCUAAAUUUACUCGCAAGAGACGUAGAAAUCGGGGGGAAUCUUACAUCAAUGUUGCAGGGAAAUUUGUAGAAGCUAAGAAAUAUGUAGAGCGAGAUUGCGAGUGCAAGAAUAAAUGUCUAUCCAAACUUGGAACAGUAGAAGAUAGAGAGAAUAUAUUUAAGCAGUUUUGGAGCAUUGGUGACUUUGGACAGCAAAAUGCUUACCUCACAGAAAACGUUAUUCUUGUACCAAAUGUCAUGAAAAGACGAAAAGCUGCAUUACUGGAUGAUAAGCACUUGAAAACUGUACGAAGACUUUAUUAUGUCAGGCAGUCAAACUGUGGAAAGCAGACUCGUGUUUGUAAAACCAUGUUUUUGAAUCUUCAUGGGGUAUCCAAUGGCCGACUUGAUCGUGUUCUGCAGGCCAUCAAUUGUGAACAUCCACCAGCACUCCAGGAUCGACGUGGGCAUCACACUCCAAGUAACAAGACCUCCGAGGAAGAUGUUGCUUUCGUAAUUCAACACAUCUCUUCCACAAAACAGACCAGAGACGAGACACACUGCACCCUCUCCGGUAACCAGCAUCAAGGCAUGCCCCAGGGUCACAUUUUGACUGAGGUUGUAGGAACUGUAAGAAAAGAAUUAUCAGUUAAGAAGAUGUAUGAAUUAUACAAGAGAGUAUGUCAGGAGGAGAGGAGGACACCAGUUAGCCUCUGGGUGUAUCGUCACAUAGAAAAAUCACAAAUUAAUCUGGAAAAUAGUGAGAAGAAUUGUGAGGUUUUGGAGAAUAGAGGUAUUAUACAUUCCCAGAAUCAGAUAGUGUCAAAUAUUGAUCCUAAACCUGUAACAAAUAAUGACUUGAAUGUGUGUCAUGGCACUUCAGAAAUACAAGAACAAAGGAUGGACAUUGGAAAUGUGACAUCAAAUAUCAGUAGGAAGAAGAGAGCUGGAGGUCACAGAAAAAUAAUGUCACGUGAGGAGAGAAAGGUGAAGAGAAAUAGUGGGGCAGCAUAUUUGACUGCAUCAGGGAAACUUAAGAAAGAAAAAUUUUAUGAUGACAAGGAAUGUGGGUGUAAAUAUAAGUGCAUUCCUGAAAUGGGUACAGAGGAGAGUAGGAAAAGGAUAUUUAAUAGUUUUUGGAAGUUGGCAGACUUUACCAAGCAGAACAUGGACAUUGCACAAAAGGUAAUGCUAGUUCCUAUAAUACAGAAAGAUGAGAAGGUGAUAGAGAAGUUUACACGGACUUACACAAGGAUUUACAAUGUUCAGUUAAAGCCAGGUGGGGAGCUGGUUCGAGUCUGCAAGAUGGCUUUUCUUCAGCUUCAUGGGAUAUCAAAUGGUCGGGUGGACCGUGUGCUUCAAGCUGUGGCCUGUCAAUCCCCAUUUGCUCUUAAGGACAGACGAGGGCACCAUUCCCCUAAGAACAAGACAAGAGAAGAGGACAUAAGCUAUGCUUGCUCUCAUAUCAAAACAUUUCCCAUUGGGUACGACAGCAGUGAAACCAGAAGUGAUGGCAGGUGCACUCUGCCUCAUGAUCUCAACGUGGAGAAGAUGUACCGCAUGUACAAGGAGCAGUGUGUCACAGAUGACAGGGCUCCCAUUGGCAGCUUUGUCUACAGGAAAAUUUUGAAAGAAAGAUUCAACUGUUUCAUCAAAUCUCCAGCCAAUAAAACCCCAGAGAUAGACCUUGAGUAUGCUUUUAAGCAUAUCCAGUCAUCUGUGCUGGAAUCAACAGUUCCUCAUAAAGCUGAUGCUCCUACAACACCAGCAACCUGCAACUCACAAGAAACAAGCAUCAACAAACUACAUUUGGACUACGUGCAAAAGUGCUCGCAAGAAGGUAAAAAGCCGAUUGGCAUAGAUGUAUAUCGUAAAAUAUUCAACUCCAAGUUACAUCUCAAACAAGAUAUUUGCCAGGUAUUGAGCCAGCCUAGUUAAAUGGUAUUUGCAGCUGAUAACAAAGUUAUGUUGUUAGUAUCUGUAGCAACUCUUCUUUUUCUGCUGCAGCUGACUGCCAUAAAUUAAAUAAUAUAAAUAGCCUGCAGUCAUAUGUGAAGGGUUUUGAGUUUUAUUUAUUUAUAUUUGCAAAUAAUUGUAUAAUUAUGAAUGAUGUAACUCAUACAAUAUUGCUUGGAGGAUAUAUACCUGUUACAAUUUGAAUUUGAUUAAUUUUCUGGGGGGAGCCCCGUUGGCUCCAUGGAGCUAUAUCAGGCUGAUAUGCUAAUGUCAGACUUUGGCAUCAGUCAUGUGUAUGGAGUUCUUAAUGUCUACCGGGGACCACGGCCAGAACCUG